Xyrichtys novacula (pearly razorfish) is the source of this 21406-nucleotide messenger RNA. Lineage: Eukaryota; Metazoa; Chordata; Actinopteri; Labriformes; Labridae. The record is from the annotation of a GenBank genome assembly.
AUGAUGAGCAAUAACUACGGUGAGGACCAGCUGCCUCCGCAGUACUACCAGGGCACAGAGUUUGGGGAAGAGGAGGAAGACGACAUGCCAGCCACAGAGAAGGACCUGGCCGAGGACGCGCCAUGGAAGAAGAUCCAGCAGAACACCUUCACCCGCUGGUGCAACGAGCACCUAAAGUGCGUCAAUAAGACCAUCACCGACCUGCAGAAGGAGUUCAGUGAUGGGCUGAAGCUGAUUUCACUCUUGGAGGUUUUGAGCCAGAAGAAAAUGUACAGAAAGCACCAUGUCAGACCCAACUUUCGUCAGAUGAAACUGGAAAAUGUCUCUGUGGCCCUGGAGUUUCUGGACAGAGAGCACAUCAAACUGGUCUCCAUAGGUGAGUGACACUUGGGCUCCAAUCACAAAAGAGUUUUAAAUGUUACAGAGAAAAUGGAAUAAUGAGCUGUCAAAUCCACACAAACACAUCCACAUAGUGCAACUGUGCUGUUAUAAACUAGCAGUGCCUGUCAGACAUCUCAGGCCUCGUGAAAUCUACAUUGAGCAGAGGUCAACAGCUUAUUGGAAAGUUACAGCAGAGGUGCCACUGAGGUCAUUAGUUGGUGUCAGGGCCGAGGCCUGGGCGCUUAAACUUCUGCUGCUGAAGCGGGGGGCCGGAAAUUCACUAGGUCUGUGCUAAUGAGAAUGAAGCAAUUCAUAAAUGUGGACAGCAUUGUAGCACACACACACAAACGCAAGGAGGCAGGCACAAGACGCACACACGCACGCUCCUGCACUCAAGGUCAGAGGUCAGAACAACUCACUGGGGCUCUGUGUUGACAGCCUAUUGCUGUCUGCACAGAGCCAGCAGCAGCAGCAGCAGCAGCAGCGGCUCCUGCGAGGUGAGGAUUAAGUCUGCUGGGAUUUUUGGGGGGAUCAGGCUGUGGAACAGAGAGCUGAAGUUACAAUAAAUUGUUGUGGAUAUCUGUCACAUUCACACAGUCACCAGAGGCAGGCUCUACUCAACCAGAAUGCCACCCCUCAGAUAUAUUCAAGGAGAAACAACAAACCUAUUCUGGGAGGCACAGAUUUAGUACGAUGAAGAGUAAUGACUUAAUUAUACACCCGUAGGCAAAGCCACAAUUCAUACAGGAGAAAGUUAUUAACAUUUUGACAGAGUAUUUUCUGUUUUGGUGACUAAUGAUCGUGCCACACACUUGAGUGAAAUUCCCAGUGUGGCUGCAGCUUUGGCCGCUGGACUGUGAAGGCCUCAGUGUGUCCACCUUGAUUCAUACUUAGUGGGUUUAAGAGUGAGUGUGUGAGGAUAGGUUCAGAUCUCGAGAUGAUCUCCGAAGGGUAAAGGUCCAAACAGCAGAUAUCUCUAUAAAGUGUGAUUCCAGGAGAGGGUGUCUUGGAUUUAAUAUGUCAGUGUGUGUCUGGAACAGUUGUCCCAGAUGUAAAGACACUAGGUCAGACUGUUUUGACAGAAACAGGGCGUGAUAAUAGAAGUGCUGGUGUUUUAUUUCCUAACACCCUUUCUCUCCAUGCAGCUGAAGUGGGUCAAUGCAGCCCUCUUAAGAUAAUGUCCUAUCACUGUGACCCAGAGACACUAAAUAAAAUCACCACAGGCUUAACUGCACAUGCACCACAGGAUCAAAACCACACUGUGCCACAUAAUGCCACCUGCCUGUGCCAAUCAAACUGCGGCACAUCAGACAUUAUGCUCCGAUAGGAGGCCCUGAUCUAUGAAAAGAGAGUCAGGCUCAGUAAGAUAGUCAUGUGAUAAACAACUGGCACCAAAGGCCCUCUGUUAUUAAAGUCUUACUGAAUUAACUGGGGUGUAUCGCACUAGAUUAGUCAAUGAACAUUAAAGUCCAGCACUCCUCUGAGGUUCUUUGGCUUAAAUGGCUAAAAUGUCUAAAUGAGAGCGGAUCUAAAAUGGCUUAUUCCACAACUUUUCCUUUGAGAAAGUCAGGAAAUGAGCUGCAUGCAUGCUGUCAAAGGAUCUAAUCUGCCUCUGUGUGAUUUAUCACACUCUAGCGCUACAAGUUUAGGAGGUAAUUGAAAUCCGAGUGGUAUUUAUGCAGAGAGGGAUCCACUUCCACAUAUCCUCAGCUGUCACUGUCUGCAGAGUCGCAUUGUGACUGGAUGACAGAUUGUCAGGGGUCCUCAGCCAGACAGCUGUCUGAGAGAAAAGGGGGCUCGGGGGAAGCAGCGAGGAGCAUUAGAUUCUUGUCUUCUCAGCAGUCAAUCAUCAUUGUUUAUAUUUCCACUCAGAAUAGCCCGGCCAUCUCUGCAGAACAUUAAAAGAAGAGUACUUCAUGUGUUCAUAUGUUGUCCACUUAAUGCUCUUUGGUUUUAAUUUCUUGAUCAGUGGUUCCUAAGGUCCAGUAACAAUGACAGUAUAUCUGCAAGGUGCCGUCAAAUAGUGAACAAAUAAAUACUGAGGGGUGUGGUUUAUUAUGUGAACUUUUUGGAAGUUAUAAAUCCUCAUAUUUCCCUUUUUCUCGACUGUCCAAAUACAGAUAGCAAAGCCAUUGUGGAUGGGAAUCUAAAGCUGAUUCUGGGUCUUAUCUGGACCCUCAUUCUCCACUACUCUAUCUCCAUGCCCAUGUGGGAUGACGAUGACGAUGAAGAGACUAAGAAGCUGACCCCCAAACAGCGCUUGCUGGGCUGGAUACAGAACAAGGUGCCCCAGCUGCCCAUCAACAACUUCAACCGUGACUGGCGGGAUGGCAAAGCCCUGGGAGCUCUGGUGGACAACUGUGCCCCUGGUAAGAUGUGUGUGCAGGGAUGGGCUGAGCUCACAGGCGAGGCAGAGUGAAUGCUGAGUCAGAAUGCAUAUGAUGAAUGUCAAAAGGCUUCUUGUGUGCUGUGGUUUUCCUUGGUUGCUAUAGAGGCUGAGGUCAGGCAUGUGUCAGUCAGUAUGUCAGAAACUCUAUCACCUCCCUAGGACAAUUUGUCUCCUUUGCUCCUCAUUUAGACAUAAGUUUGGAGUAAACACACAUGCAAACACAGCCCGAUUCAGAUUCAGACGUCAGCCACAGUAAUCUUUCUCUGGGGACCAGGUAGUGUUGGUGGGUUGCAGUGGGGUUGCUGAUGGCCUGAGGACGUCCCUGCCAGCUGUCCCACAAUGACUGAAGCUUUCACUCUCACUUUUUCAAGCCCUAAGGCCCAAGCCUGGCUUUAGUGUUUAUAGCCUUACCGCUAAACAACACCCCCAAAUUUGGGCACCAAUCCCCCUGUUCUGUCGAGGGGUAGGCUUGGCUUCACAUCAAAAUGCAGAGUGAUCCGUCAUAGGGAGGUGCCUAAGCCACAGAUCCAAGGACCACAAGGCCACAGCUUGAGUCAAUGCCAGUUGAGCACCAGGCUGUGUUUUCCAGGCCGGGCUUUAAAGGGGGAGAGGUGGAGGAGUAGUAAGAGGAGAGAUGAACGCGUGUUCAAGUGUUUUUAUAAGAGCCAUUGAUCUGUGCAGACACAUCUUUCAAACACGGUGCUGCAACACUGACCAUACAAGGUUCUGCUGUUUCAUCAGCUAACACCAAACAGCAAGAUGACUGACGAAACAAGCUUGGUGCUGAAAAACAGAAACAUACAAGGAGCUUUUGAUAAAAAAGUUAACUGGCCUUAAACAAGGAUCCAUCUAAGGUUUUAUUUGGAAACCAGCUAUGUGAAAUCUGCCUGUAUUUAUCAAUUAUAUAAUUUUGAUUAGGACAAGUUUUUUUUGAUAAACAUGAGCAUUAAUGGCUCUUCUGUAUGUUGCUAUGAACCACGUCUGUGUUUAUACUCCCCAUAUUAAAACAGUAGAAGUCCUAUCCUGCUGCCUGUAAAACGAGAGCUUUCUUCAGUCUUUUCUGUAAUAUUUCCGUAUACUGAGAUGUGCAUAAUGCCUCCCUGUUAGUGCUUUUGUUCCGAGUCUCCAUUAAUCAGAUAAUGGUAUUCAGUGGUUUGCCUGUAUGGGCCUUUUAAGCGAAUGCCGACUUCAUGGCCAGCACUAAUCCAAUUUAGGUAUUAGCUGCACACAGCAGGUUAGCGUCAGUGAAAGUGUACGAGUGUCUGGAGGUUGUCUCUUUUAAAUAGUCGAGAGACGUUCAUUUUCUUCAUUCACAGGAGCAAAGCAGUGUGGGUAAGGUCAUGCAGUGAUGUAGUCGGAGGUGUUGAAAAGUAUUGACGGCCCAUGUGGCCUUGUUAUAGCGAGUGCAGUGUAACACCUACUGCAUUCAUAUGUGCAGAAUUAUAACCCUGCCUGUGUUCUGUUAGGUCUGUGUCCUGAUUGGGCAGAGUGGGACCCAAACAAGCCUGUGCAGAAUGCCAGAGAGGCCAUGCAGCAGGCUGACGACUGGUUGGGCGUGCCUCAGGUAAGAUGCAUGACAGACGAUGGUUAAAAAGUGCCUUUGAGUUUGCAUAAGCUCAGCUGGAGCAAACUUGAAUAGACUACCAAUAUCUGAAAACAGCAGGUGCCUGUUUUUCUAUGGGUAAACUAGCACAUUAUUUUCAGUUUUCAACUGUUAAAAACAAGUUUCAAGAUGCAUUUCCAAAUGCAAAUAUGCCUCACCACAUGUACAUACUCCUGCAAGGCAGUGCUGAACUAAAAACAGGCAGUUCUGUGCAUGAUAUGGAGCCCAGUGUUUUUCAGAGAAAUCCUGCUUGAGGGGUGUCAUGAAUUAUUUAUUUCUCUUCUCACGUCUAAUAUUUCCAUUUACUGUAGUGUAGCCCUUAGUAAGUGAGCUUGCAGAAUUUUAUUUAGUAGAUUUGAGAAUCUGUGGAUGUGAGAGAUUUCUUAACACCUUCAGAGCCAGCCAAUGAAACAGAGGUGUAAAUAUGCACAUGCUGCUCAGAAUAACAAUGUGGACAGAGCCAGAGUGUGAUAUUUCCAGUCCCUUUUGUGUGACUCUGAGUCUUCUUCAUGUAAUGUGCACUAUGCUGCUUGUUUAUUUGUUUGUCUAAGACACAGGGCUAGCUAUUCUCCAUGUGGCUUAGCAUUGGUGGGAUAGCCGUGGGGCGUAUGUCAUGGCUUUGCAGGGCUGGGGUGGGGGGCUAGAUUCCAGUGUGGCAGUGUUAAGAAGAUGUGGGAGAGGUCUGGCUCAGGAUAAAUCCCCCCUCCCUCCCCCCCUUGGCUUAUUGAAGGCAACAAUCCUUAACUCUUCUGUCCUGGGGUUAAAUAUAACUAGCAUGGAGCGUGGCUUUGUGCCACUGUGUGAUAGGCAGACAAACAAGUGCUAAAAGGGAGAGAGGAGUCAGAGGUUCAGGGAAUAACUAAGUUUAAUCCCUGCUUAAUCCCAUUGCACUUUACUCAAUAAAGGAAAUUGGUAUUAAGAGCCAACUAUCCCCUUGUAACAAAUGAAAAUGCAGUUAUUACAAACAUUUAUCAGGCUAUGGUGGGUUUUUGUGAUCAUGGUUUUUGCAUAAAAACUCAGCUUGACCCUCAAUAUUGAUUAUACUUUUCAAUUUAUUUCCAUAUUUAACCCGUCAUAUUGGUCAUCUUUUGCGCUUUAGGUGAUUGCCCCUGAGGAGAUUGUGGACCCAGAUGUGGAUGAGCACUCAGUGAUGACCUACCUGUCCCAGUUUCCCAAGGCAAAGCUGAAGCCUGGAGCUCCUCUCAAAGCCAAACAGCUUUUCCCAGACAAAGCGAAAGCUUAUGGGCCUGGUGGGUAGCCUUGAAGACCUGCAGAGUUCACAACCCAUUAGUUUGCCACAGAAUCACAUAAAAACCUCAGCAUGUAUCAUAAGCAUUUUACUUUUAUGAUUCUUUUGGAAGACGUUAUGUUGAUGUGUCACCGUGUGUCUCCAGGUAUUGAACCACAUGGCAACAAGGUUCUGAAACCAGCUGUAUUUACCGUGGAAACUCUGGAGGCUGGCAGUGGUGAGGUCUUGGUCUAUGUGGAGGAUCCUGAGGGACACAAAGAGGAGGCAUGUUACACUUGAAAGACCAAGGGGUCAUGGGGUGCUCGCCAGCUCGGAGAAUUCAGCGUCUUAGUUUACCAUCAACUCUAACUUUGUCUUCUCAUCCUCUAGGCUAAAGUUAAACCCAACAAUGACAAAAAGAGAACUUACACCGUCACCUAUGUUCCAAAGGUUGAAGGUGUUCACAAGGUGAGAUCAACCUGUUUUUUUUGACUGAUGUACAUUCAAUUGAUGCUUAACAUGAUACAUGAAAAUGAGGUCUAAACUUGUCUUACUUUCCCCAUUUUAGGUUAAAGUGCUGUUUGCUGGUCAGGACAUUGACAAGAGUCCAUACACAGUGAAUGUAGCUAAAGACAUAGGUGACCCCAACAAAGUUCAUGCGAGGGGACCAGGCCUGGAUCCAACAGGCAAUGUGGCAAACAAGCCCACCUAUUUUGACAUCUACACAGCUGGUUAGUAUUGAGUAUUCAACCACAUUAAGUGAAUAAAGCCACUAAGUUUCUCAUCACUUGUGAUUAAGUUGUCUGUUCUCCCUUUCAGGUGCGGGUAAUGGUGACGUCAGUGUGGUCAUUGUUGACCCUCAGGGCAAAAAGGACACAGUGGAGCUCAUCCUGGAGAACAAGGGCGAUAGUGUUUUCCGUUGUACUUAUCGUCCCGUGAUGGAGGGACCUCACAAGAUCCAUGUCCUAUUUGCAGGCCAGGAGAUCCCCAAGAGCCCCUUUACCGUCAACAUCGCAGAGGGUGAGCCAUCUGUCUGUGCUGUAAAUUACUGUCAUACAAAUCAGAUUUCCUAGCGUGCAGUUAGUGUCAGGGCGAACUAUCCGUCACAAUCUACAGUCAUUUUGUUGUCCCUGGGAACAGCCUCCAAGUUUAGACCAUAAUUCUUCCUAUCUGUCAUUUCUAGCUCCACCAAUUGCUCCUUCUGUGGGGGCUCCACUGCAGAUAGUACCACAGUCAGUGCUCACCCCUCCUGGAGCAAAGGGUGGGAGGGGGGCACCCCCCACAAAACCUGGUCGUCCAAGUUAGUAUGGCCUGCUGGGAGAAGCCUGUGCCCAAUGCUCAGCCAGAUUCCCUCAAACUUAUUUUUGAAGUUGCAGAUACAAAUCUGCACGGCUCUGUGAGACUAGGGUGCCGCGGCUGCGUGCCGUGCUUGGACGCCUGCUCCUUCUUCUUGCAUCUUGCGGCUUGAUGACUUAGUUGUGUUCAGAGGGCAGCGAGAUUCAAUGUUGUUCGAAAUAUUGUCCCACUCUGCAUUUCUGUUGACUAUGUUCUGUUCUGUUAAAUAUCUUUGCUUGUGCUGUUGACAUGUUUGUUUUAUCUCAUCUAAAUUUGCAUCAGCCAGCAUUGAGUUUAAGCCUGCAGUCAACAUUUCAGAGUGACUGAAAUGUUGUCAGAAGCUCCCCCGGUGCACUCAGCUAUAUCAAUAUCCCUUUACUCUCUGCACUUUGUGCUGUUUGUGCAGCAAAGAGCACCAUUCUCAUUUACAGGUUCUGUCAGUCUGCCUUUAAGGAAUCCCACAUGAAUUGUAUACGUUCCUAUCUUUGCCACUAACAUCGCUGUCUACUGCUGGCUACUCUCGGCUUUCUUUUGCUGUGCUAAAUAUUUCUCUGUGGUCUCACACUUGUUGUCAUUCUUUUCAGCCAUCAACCCAAACGCCUGCAGAGCAACAGGCAGAGGCCUUCAGCCUAAAGGUGUGAGAGUAAAAGAGGUUGCAGACUUCAAAGUUUUCACCAAGGGAGCUGGAAGCGGAGUGUUGAAUGUCUCAGUCAAAGGACCAAGUGAGUCCGACAGCUGGAUCCCUCCUCCUACUUUUAUAGACAUAUUUCCUCUUUGAGUUUUUAUUUAAAGAAAGCCUUUGCAUAGGCAUGUGAUAGAGGGCUAAGCAUAAUGCAUAAAAUGUUGCUUUGACUUGAAAGAAAUCCAUAUUGUCUGUAUUAUUCAUGCUCAGCUGGAGCAGAGGAGAAAGUGAAAGUACGAGACGCAGGAAACGGUGUGUAUGAGUGCGAAUAUUUGCCCCUAAAGCCUGGCAAAUACACAGUCAGCAUCACCUGGGGAGGCCAGCCCAUCCCACGCAGGUACAGUUCUCCGGCUGCCUUUAGCUAAUCAUCGACUAAGAAAAUUCACUUUAACGCAUGAUAACAUUGUGCAUUCUUGUAUGCCACAGCCCCUUUGAGGUGGAGGUGGGACCAGAAGCAGGUUUCCAGAAAGUAAGGGCCUGGGGUCCAGGUCUGAAGACUGGCAUGGUUGGAAAAUCAGCUGACUUUGUGGUAGAGGCCAUUGGCACUGAAGUUGGAACAUUAGGUGAGCCAUGCAGACGUGAUACAAACUCUUCUGAGGGCAAAAUUGUAUGCAUCCUAAAUGAAAAAAAAUAAUACAAUGUUAAUUAUUUUGGAAAUGUUCAGGCUUCUCCAUUGAAGGGCCAUCACAGGCUAAAAUUGAGUGUGACGAUAAGGGUGAUGGCUCCUGUGAUGUGCGCUAUUGGCCCACUGAGGCUGGUGACUACGCUGUCCACGUCAUCUGUGACGAUGAGGACAUUAAGGACAGCCCCUUCAUGGCUCACAUCCUCCCUGCAGACAACGAAGUCUUCCCUGAGAAGGUAACUUCUACUCAAUGGAUUCUGUCGUAUUUCCUUGAGCAUAAAGCAGGUAACCUCGGCGCCUUGUCCAAAAUAAUCCAAUAAACGAUGAAAUGUUGCAGGUUAAAGCCUUCGGUCCAGGUCUUAAGCCAACUGGCGUCAUUGUGAACAAACCAACUGAAUUCACCAUUGAUGCCCGCAUGGCUGGGAAGGGUCACCUCAAGAUCUAUGCACAGGUACAGAGACUGUGAUUGUUUAUUUAUAGGAUGGCAUCAUUUAUAUUGCAUGUGGGCAUACGCAUGAGAGCUGACAUGUUUUUGUAUCCCUUAAGGACGCCGAAGGCUGUGCCAUCAACAUCAAAAUCACUGACAAGGGAGAUGGCACCUUUCUGUGUGUGUACACUCCUGUCAAACCCAUCAAACACACCAUCAUCAUCACCUGGGGGGAGGUCAACGUGCCCAACAGUCCCUUCAGAGUAAGACACAUGACAGCAGUCACACACACACACACACACACACAACAAACACAUAAAUGUGCUGCACUUUAAAUUGAGUGAACUUAAUAUAAUGAUACUUGAGGAAAUAAGAGGGCUGCAGUGGUUCUACUUCAACAGAUUGCUUUUGCCUCAAGUAUGCUGUGAUUUCAUUAGGUGCUGGUUGGAGAAGGUUCUCAUCCAGACAAAGUCAAAGUCUAUGGGCCUGGAGUGGAGAAGACGGGGCUCAAGGCUAACGAGCCAACAUACUUCACUGUUGACUGCGGCGAGGCCGGUCAAGGUGAGCAUUUGUGGAUUAAGUUGAACUUUUAAUGAAAUUAGAGCUGUGUGACAUAAGUGCUGAAAAAUAUAAGCAUAGAGUUAAUCCAUGUCUGCAGCUCAGCCAACUAAGUGCAGAAAAGUUUUUUGAAAUGUACUUGAGAUAAAGCUCCAGGCAUUGGAGUGACAGCUUCUAUUUAUUCUGAUCAUCUGCUUCUGUCUGACCUCUCUGAACUGUGCUCAUUUCUAUGCACCAUUAGGGGACAUCAGUAUUGGAAUCAAGUGUGCCCCUGGGGUGGUUGGCCCUGCUGAGGCAGACAUCGACUUUGACAUCAUCAAGAAUGACAAUGACACCUUCACUGUCAAGUACACUCCCCCUGCUGCGGGCAAAUAUACCAUCAUGGUGCUGUUUGCUGACCAGGUAAAAUAACUGUUUCUACAUUUGUUUUUAGAGAGUUUUUUUAACUGUUUUAUUUUUAAUAAAUGCGUCAUUAUUUUCUGCUGUUUUUAGGAAAUUCCCAUCAGUCCAUUCAAAGUCAAAGUGGAUCCUUCCCAUGAUGCGGGCAAAGUAAGAGCAGAAGGUCCUGGACUCAACAAGACAGGUGAGAUCCAGUGACUGAGAACAUAAACACCACUCAUACUACAUUCAUGGAGAUUUGCAUCUGAAACAAACACCUACUACCAUACAUUGAUGUCAUACUAACUCUUUGGUCUGACUAAGAAUGGUAGCACUAACAAAACAUGUGCAUGUUUCAGGUGUGGAGGUGGGCACUCCAACCCACUUCACCAUCUACACAAAGGGAGCUGGCAAGGCCAAGCCUGAGGUGCAUUUCGCACCAUCAGGCCCGGGAGAGGCAGUUCGUGACUUUGAGAUCAUCGAUAACCAUGAUUACUCCUACACGGUCAAGUACACAGCUCUUCAACAGGUACAGUAGGCCUGUGUUUGAAGUCCAUUAACAUCAUAGCAGGAUAGAGAAAUUACUCAUGCCAACGCCUCCUAUUUAUUCUUUCUCAUGCUUUUUCAGGGUAAUAUGGCAAUUUCAGUCACUCAUGGAGGGGAUCCCGUUCCCAAGAGCCCCUUCCACAUCACUGUGGCUCCACCUCUGGAUAUUGGAAAGGUUAAAGUGGAGGGACUAGACAACAGUACGUUACAUACAUCUACUGGUAGUACAUUUAUGUUUUUAUCACAUAGAGUUUUUAAGUGUUUAAAUGCUGCUUUUCUCUGCAGAAGUGGAGGUCGGAAAGGAUCAGGAGUUCACAGUUAACACAAAGGGCGCUGGUGGGCAGGGCAAUGUAGGUGUGAAGAUGACUUCACCCUCUGGCCGACCAAUCCCAUGCAAGCUGGAAUCAGACAAAGCCAAAGGCACUCACAGUGUCAAGUAUAUCCCCCCAGAGGAGGGGCAGUACAAGGUUGAUGUCAGCUAUGAUGGCAACCCAGUGAUGGGAAGUCCCUUUGGGGUUGAAGCAGUCAUGCCUGCCGAUCCCUCAAAGGUAAGAGUUCAUGAAGGCUCAGAGUACUUCUUCACUUUGAAACUAGUGCACACAACAUGUAAACUUUAAGAUUUUUCAAUAUAAGCUGAUGAUUGGACAAGUAAAAACCUGACAUGGUUUUUGCGUCACAGGUGCGAGCCUAUGGCCCAGGCCUGAAGGGAGGCAUUGUGGGUAAACCAGCUCCAUUCACUAUUGACACAAAGGGAGCUGGUGCAGGUGGGCUUGGCCUGACCGUGGAAGGUCCCUGUGAGGCAAAGAUUGAGUGCCAGGACAAUGGUGACGGCACAUGCUCAGUGAACUAUCUCCCCACUGAGGCAGGGGAGUACGCCAUUAACAUCCUGUUUGCCGAGAAGCACAUCCCUGGAUCUCCCUUCAAAGCUCCAGUACGCCCAGCUCUCGACCCCAGCAAGGUAACAGCCAGUGGGCCUGGUCUUGAGAAGGCCAAGGCAGGAGAACCAGCAACCUUCACUGUGGAUUGCACCCACGCAGGAGAUGCUGAGCUCACCAUUGAGAUUGUGUCAGAGACAGGAGUUAAAGCUGAAGUGCACAUCCAGAAAACUGCAGAAGGAACCUUCUCUGUCACAUACAUCCCCCCCUUCCAUGGCAGACACACCAUCACCAUUAAAUAUGGCGGUCAAAUGAUCCCCCAGUUUCCCAAGGUCCUUCAAGUUGAGCCCUCUGUCGACACCAGUGGGGUGCAUGUUUAUGGCCCAGGAGUGGAGCCCAGAGGUAACCAGAUCAAGAGGCCUGGCUUCAAAUAUGAAUUAAAAUAAGAAGUGUUAGAAAUAACCAGUUAAAUGAUUAAUUGACAGAAAAGUAACGUUUUCUUUAACAGCUUCCCAGAUAUGUAACUUAAGUCUGUUUUAAAUAAACGUUUUUAGUAUUUUAUUGAUGGCUAGUGAGCUAAGACAAUUCAUUAGUCAAACUAAAUACUUGGCUUUUAAUGGAUGAUAAAAAAUAGUACUGUUAUAGUCAAAACUAUUUUUACUGUUUGAAUAGCAGCUCCUCGAUCUGUUACAGAAAUGUGACGUUUCAGGUUUUAUGAUACCUUUGUGAACAAAUCACCUAGGGAGCUUUUUUUUGUUUCUAGGGGUCCUCAGAGAAGUUACAACCCACUUCAUCGUUGACGCGCGCGCCCUCAACAAGGUUGGGGGAAAUCAUGUUAAGGUUCACGUUAUCAACCCCUCAGGCUCCAACACAGACACCUACGUCACUGACAAGGGAGAUGGCACCUACAGAGUGGAGUACACAGCAUUUGAAGAUGGUAAGAGAAGAGUAUUUUUACCAUUAUUACCAAAAAGUAGUACUAUUUACUUACUUACAGGAUCAUGCAGUGUCAAGGGAAUAAUUCGUGUAAGAUCUAUGAAACAGAUGUAACUGAAAACAAACAUAAUGUGAACGUAAAGAAGAAGGAAUUUGCAUCUAGCUGCUUGAAAAUGAGAAGGGGGAAAACUGCUAACAGGUGCUGCUGUCGGGUGCCAUUUGGGAAUAUAACAGGGGAGAGGGAAAAGAAAGAACAAGAGAGGGGUAUAAAUACAGAAUGAUGCAUUGGCGCAAUGAUGUGAGGGGCAAAGAGCAGGGAGGCAGACUGGCUCUGUUUUAUAAAUAGGGCGCUCUGGAACAGAAGCUCUUAACCAGGCAGGUAUCUGUGCUAAAGGCUGCCUGUACACAGCUAUACAGCAGGGGAGUGACAGGGGAUAUUAAUAGAGACCCAUAACACAAAGCAAAGAGAUCACAGAGCACUUCUCCACCACCAGACAUGCUCUAAUAUCACAGCAGUGCGGGCUGGGAAUCUGGCAUAUAGGCCCACUGAGAGAGCUCUGUUAGAAGGAUGUUGUAACAGAAUAAGGAAUAAGAAACAGAUGUAACGACUUGUAUGUUCACCAGAGCGUUUGUGCUCUGGAUGGCGCUUUUUAUGAAUAAACAAACAAAUGUUUAUUUUUCUCAAAAGAGAUUUUUUUGGCCUGGAAUUAAAAUAAGUAGAAAAAAAGAGAUAAAAUAUUUGCUUGCUUUGAGAUGUAUGACAUCAGAUCAUGUACUUACGCAACUAUCUGCAUGCAGGGAUGCAUCUGAUUGAGGUGCUUUAUGACGAUGCUCCUGCACCCAAGAGUCCCUUCAGGGUGAGUGUGGUGGAGGGAUGUGAUCCAACCCGGGUCCGUGCUUUUGGGCCAGGUCUGGAGGGAGGAAUUACCAACAAGCCAAACUGCUUUACAGUGGAGACCAGGUACUGUUUGAUCAGAUUUUAAGGAGAAAGCUUACUUGUAUGAACUGAGCUAAAAUGUGUAUAAUAAUGGAACUGGCUUCUCUCUUAGGGGUGCUGGUACGGGAGGCCUGGGCUUAACCAUUGAGGGAGCAUCAGAGUCAAAAAUAUCCUGCAAAGACAACAAAGAUGGCAGCUGCAGUGUGGAGUACAUCCCCUUCACUCCUGGGGAGUACGAUGUCAACAUCAACUAUGGAGGUCAGCCGAUCCCUGGCAGUCCAUUCCGUGUACCUGUCAAGGACCCUGUGGAUCCUAGUAAAGUGAAGUGCUCAGGUCCAGGUCUUGGUGCUGGAGUGAGAGCCCACGUUCCUCAGACUUUCACAGUGGACUGUAAACAGGCUGGACAGGCCCCACUGGAUGUCAAACUCUAUGGCCCAUCAGGUAAAUGCACGCUGAUAACAAUGACGUUAACACCUGGCUUUCUUUAGCCGUUAAUUAUGCAUAAUAAUCUCCAUACUGUCUAUUUUUUAGGUACAGUGGAGCCAGUUGGUGUGAAGAACAAUGGUGACGGCACCCACACAGUGCACUACACCCCAGCUCAGGAUGGCCCUUAUACUGUAGAUGUCAAGUACGCAGAUCAAGAAGUCCCACACAGGUACUGUGUGAAUUAAAACUCGGCAGUACUUGAGGAUGUGUCUUAAUUAAAGUUCUACUCUCUCUGAGUGCAUUUAAAAGGAAAUGUGCAGUUCAGCAAUUUUACUGCUCCCACUUCUCUCUUUUGUGAGACUGAGUUUAGUAAUUACUCAUGACACUCUCUUCUUCUUCUUCAACAGUCCUUUCAAGGUAUUGUCUCAGCCCGGGCAUGAUGCCAGUAAGGUGCGUGCUAGUGGCCCCGGACUGGACAAAAAAGGUGUGCCUGCAAGCCUUCCAGUCGAGUUCACCAUAGAUGCGCGGGAUGCUGGAGAGGGACUGCUCACUGUGCAGAUUCUGGUGGGUUUUAAAAAAUGUGCAUAAUCAUUUCUGAAUCAGAAGACACCAUCUAACAUAAGUGGUUGUUUUAUAUUGAAAGGACCCAGAGGGAAAGCCAAAGAAUGCAACAAUCCAGGACAACAGGGAUGGCACCUACACUGUCUCCUAUGUGCCUGACUCCACGGGCCCCUACACCAUUACCAUUAAAUAUGGAGGAGAUGAGAUCCCUUAUUCCCCGUACAACAUCCAGUCUCUUCCUACAGGGGAUGCCAGCAAAUGUCGUGUCACAGGUAAGAAGGCCAGUACGGAUCUAUUCAUUGUCGAGUAAACAAAUAACUUGAUUUCAUUUGUAAUAAAACUUCUGUAUCCUUCCAGUUUCAAUUGGAGGGCACAGCGUAUGUGAGUAACCAAGACCAUGCUUUCACUUGUGCAAAAUUUCUAUAAGAUAUUUAAAAUCAGUACAUUUCUCACCCUUUUUUCCUAUUGCUCCUCUGUCCCAAACAGCAAGUCUUCAAAAGCUGCAGGCCUCAGAGGAUACAGUUAUCACUGUGGAUGCAAAGGCUGCCGGGAAAGGCAAGGUGACCUGUAAGGUGCUCACCCCACAGGGGAUGGAGGUAGACAUGGAUGUGGUGGAGAAUCAUGAUGGGACCUUUGACAUUUACUACACCGCCCCUGAACCUGGGAAAUAUGUUAUUACCAUCCGCUUUGGGGGGCAGAACAUCCCUAAGAGCCCCUUUCAUGUGGUGGUGAGUAAAAGAGAACUUAAGCGGCUAAUAGUUAGUCCUGGAUGCACACUGGUUCUGACAUUUACUCAGAUGAAACCAACAAUUUCUCUUCUCUGUGUAUUGACAGGCCACAAAUGAGCCAGUCGUCCCCCGGGAUACCGUGGAUCCUCUCUUCCGUCCUGUUAACUUCCUCGUCCCCUUCAUGCCACAGCACGGAGAAAUCACAGGUGUGACUAACUCCACUCAGACAGAAAAAUGUCUUGUUAAGUUCACUGGUGUUAAACUAAACUGACGUCUUUUCAGGGGAGGUGCGGAUGCCUUCAGGCAAGACUUCUCGCCCUCAUAUCACUGACAAUAAGGACGGCACCAUCACGAUCAAGUACCAGCCCACAGAGAGGGGUUUGCACGAGAUGGACAUCAAAUAUGAAGGCAAUCACAUUCCAGGUUAGAAAAAAAUACAUGGAGGAGUAUAUUUCUCUAAAAAUAAACUGCAUUUAUUAUGGAUUUUUUGGUUUUUAUUUACACAAGUUCUGCGUCUGUACUUCAUUUUCCACAGGAAGCCCACUGCAGUUCUAUGUGGAUGCUGUAAACAGCGGGGUAGUAACUGCAUAUGGUCCAGGUCUGAGCUACGGCACAGUCAACAAAGCUGCCACUUUUACCGUAGUCACCAAGAAUGCCGGAGAAGGUAUCAAGCUGCACAUUUAUAGCAAUAUUUGCCGCCUCAAAGUGGGAUGUAAUAAUGAUGUUACACAAAAAAAGUGCAGAGAAGUGAAAUUCUGUGCACGCUUUCUCCCUCCCAGGUGGUCUGUCCCUGGCAGUGGAAGGCCCCUCUAAGGCUGAGAUCACCUGUAAGGACAAUAAAGACGGCACCUGCACUGUGUCCUACCUGCCCACAGCUCCUGGAGACUACAACAUCAUUGUCAAGUUUGACAACAAACACAUUUCUGGCAGUCCCUUUACUGCGAAGAUCACAGGUGGGGAAAUAAAACCUUCUGCACUAUUUUAUACUGCUAGGGUAGAUUUAUAGGGGAUGUCUUUUCAUAAAUUAGGUUUUAGGGGUUGACAAACAUCUAAAUUGCCUUUUUUAUGUAUAGGGGAUGACUCCAUAACUAGAACAUCCCAGCUGAACGUUGGCACAGCAGCCGACGUGUCCCUGAAGAUUGCAGAGACAGAUCUGAGCUCUCUAUCAGCCAGUAUCCGAGCUCCAUCAGGCAAUGAGGAGCCCUGCCUGCUCAAGAGACUACCCAACAGACACCUCGGUGAGAAAUUCACUUCCUAGAUACAGGAAAAAAGGAGAGCAGAGCAGAUAAGACACUGCUGGAUGCAAUAUAGUUCCCUUUUUCUGUCCUUAUUUUUUUUUCCUCUCUACCUUCUUUAAAUUGCCAGGCAUUUCUUUCACCCCGAAGGAGGUUGGCGAGCACGAAGUAAGCGUGAGAAAGAAUGGCGUGCACGUAGCUAACAGCCCUUUCAAAAUCAUGGUGGGUCAGUCAGAGAUUGGUGAGGCCAGCAGAGUGAAAGCUUUCGGGAAAGGCCUGGUGGAGGCACACACUUUUGAAAUGGCUGAGUUUUUCGUGGAUACAAGGAAUGCGGGUGAGCGUCACAGACCCUAUGUUUCAGUGCUGUAUCAGCAAAAACAAAGAGGGGCUAAUCCUUUAUAUAUCUACCUGCUUUGCUUCUUUUAGGUUAUGGCGGUCUAGCAUUGUCGAUUGAGGGCCCAAGUAAAGUGGAUAUUAACUGUGAAGAUGUGGAGGAUGGGACAUGCAGAGUGACCUACUGUCCAACAGAACCUGGGAGUUACAUCGUCAAUAUCAAGUUUGCUGAGAAGCACAUCCCAGGUUAGUUUUUCUUCUUUGAAAAUGUACUAAUAAAAAAUUUAAGAUGAGUAGUUAUAGUCUGAAAAACUAAUUUCUUCCUCACAAAAUGAAUGUUUGUGCACUCCAGGAAGUCCCUUCACAGUGAAGGUAACCGGAGAAGGAAGAAUGAAGGAGAGUAUUACUAGAAAGAGACAGGCGUCUUCUAUUGCUUCAGUGGGCAGCACAUGUGGCCUUAACCUCAAGAUCCCAGGUAAGCACAUAAGCCGGGCUGAAGUGGUUAAAGGGCAGUGGUCAACCAUCCUCAAAGAAUAAACCCACUGAAAACUCACAUUUGUAUUCUUGCCGAUUCCUCUUCCCUGUAGGAAACUGGUUCCAGAUGGUUUCAGCUCAGGAGAGGCUGACCAGAACGUUCACCCGCAGCAGCCACACCUACACCCGCACUGAGCGCACAGAGAUUAGCAAAAUACGCGGGGGAGAGACCAAGAGGGAGGUACGAGUGGAAGAGAGCACCCAGGUGGGUGGAGGAGGAAGCCCCUUCAGAGAUGUGUUCGGAGAUUUUCUCGGUAGAGAGAGUCUCAGUAGCUUCGCCGGCAUCACUGCCAGACCUGAGGGUGAGAGAACAUCUCAUUUUUGGAAACAUUAGUCAAUGCUGUAGGUCUUGAUUGUAUCUAAAUAACUCUGCAAUGCCUCUUUGUUAUAUCUAGUUGAAAGUGGCUCUCAGGCUAUGACGGCUCAGGUCACCAGCCCCGGCGGCAAAACAGUGGAUGCUGACAUCGUGGAUGGAGGGAGCAGCACCUACAGCGUGCGCUUCAUCCCGCAGGAAAUUGGACCCCACACUGUAAAUGUCAAGUACAGAGGUCAACACGUCCCUGGUAGCCCCUUCCAGUUUACUGUGGGACCCAUGGGAGAGGGCGGAGCACACAAAGUUCGUGCGGGAGGACCUGGUUUAGAAAGAGGCGUGGCCGGGGCACCCUGUGAGUUCACUGUGUUGGCAUGAGCUAUAUGACAGCAACCAUAAAUGAAAGGAUCCCUCAUCUAAUCGAGCUGUAUUUCAUCCUUUGCAGCUGAGUUCAGUAUCUGGACCAGAGAGGCAGGUGCUGGUGGUCUGUCCAUCGCAGUAGAGGGUCCCAGCAAGGCGGAAAUCUCCUUUGAAGACAGGAAGGAUGGUUCUUGCGGCGUCUCGUACAUCGUUAAAGAACCAGGUAAAACUUUUACCACCUUGAAGUGUUAAAUACGAUUGUACUCACUGAACUUCUAAACUUUGAUGUCAUUUCUACAUUACUUCCUCCACUUUAUGCUACGGUGAAAGUAAAUAACCUGUCUGCUUCUCAGGUGACUAUGAGGUGUCAAUCAAGUUCAACAAUGAGCACAUCCCUGACAGCCCAUUCAUCGUUCCAAUUGCUACACUGUCAGACGAGGCCCGCAGGCUCACUGUCACAAGCCUUCAGGUAACAUCACACACACACACACACACACACACACACACACACAGCUGACAAAUUCUCAUUAAUUUGCGGCUCAAAACUAUCAAAGACACAACACAUGCACGCACUAUAUUGGGGAGGAUAACAGAUUGCAUUCGGCACAAUGUAUGAGUGAUGGUGGAUAUUUCUGCCCAAUAGCACUUUGCCCUUGAAGUGUAAUUGAAUGCCAGAGUUGGAGCAGUAUCCAUGACUAUAAUACUGUGAUUCUGGCCGGUGAUGAAGGGCUGGAUUAACUGUCCCGCUCUUAUGUGGGGCAACACAAGCUGUGCUAUGUGUGGGCAGUCAGAUUGUGUUUCUGUCUGAGAGGAAGAAAAGAAGAAAGGAGUGAGCUGGAGUUGAGAACUCUUUUAACCAAACCUGUGACAGCUCCCAAUAUUGGGUCCUCUUACUUCAUGGAGGCUUGAUUUAUUUGCUUUCACAGUUUCCAUUACAGCUGCCAACAAUGCUAAAAACAUGUAUUUUUAGCUUACUGAAAUGCCACUUCAGAGUGCUUUUCCCAGCACGAGAAGCCAGGUGAAGUGCAAUAUCAGACAAACGUUUAAAAUGUCACGCUAGCUCUUGUGUCUGGUAGGACCGCUCGUCUGCCUGUAGGGCAAAAACACUAAACGCCUCGCUGUAACCUCUGACCUCCCUGCCUCUCACACCCGAGCGCCUGAUCUAUUCUCGUUCAGGCAUGAAUCACACACUUGUCAGACACACAGUGUCCCUCAGGGUGCGGGCACACACACAUCCACAGAUAUAUUCUAAACACUUUCUAACCUGUCUCUUUGUAGGAGAAGGACUUGAAGGUAAACCAAGAGGCGUCCUUCAUGGUGCAGCGAAAUGGGGCUCGAGGUGUGGUCGAUGCCAAAGUCCACACCCCCUCUGGCUCUUCUGAAGAAUGCUACGUCACAGAACUUGACAGCGGUACACACAAACCUUUCUUAGUAAUAAAAAGCUGCCCUAGAGACGAGAGAAUUUGGCUUUUUCCAGGAAUAUGUAAUUAACAUGCAUGAGUAGUAAAUCAAUAACAUCCCUGAUUGUGUUGUGUUCAGACAAGAAUGCAAUCCGCUUCAUUCCACGGGAGAACGGCAUUCACUCCAUAGAUGUCAAGUUCAAUGGUUGCCACAUUCCUGGGAGUCCCUUCAAUGUGCGAGUGGGAGAUCCUGGGCUGAUUGCAGACCCAGGCAUGGUGACAGCACAUGGUCCUGGACUGCUGGGAGGAACAACAGGUACAUAUCCCUAUCACUGCCACCUUUGAUGGCCAAUUUGCAUAAUUUUCUUACAUACAUAUCAUGUGCAGCCUUUUUAAAAUCUAUCUCUGCAUCACCCUGUUCCCCUCAGGUGUAGCCUCAGAGUUUGUGGUGAACACCUGCAAUGCAGGCUCUGGCACCCUAUCUGUCAACAUUGACGGGCCGUCAAAGGUCAAGAUGGACUGUCGGGAGUGUCCUGAAGGAUACAAGAUCAACUACACACCCAUGGCACCCGGGAACUAUCUUAUCACGAUUAAAUACGGAGGGCCACAGCACAUCGUGGGCAGCCCUUUCAAAGCUAAAAUCACAGGUCUGCUACGCAGUUAUUUUCCCAUCUGAUCUGUCAUUUCUCAGACGACAAGUGUCUUGAUUAUGAAACAAGUGCUACUCUGAAAACAGGGUGGAAGUCAGGGAAAUGUUAUGUCAUCAUUGUUCAUACUGCUCCGAGUACAUCUUACAUAAAAGCUCUGUGUCUCUGGCACCACACGAAAAUAGUCCUGUCACUACUUAGUGCAUUUAAGUGCAUUUUUUAAGUAAAUGUGACAUAGUAGAUACUGGGAAGAAAAAAAGUCCUGGAAGUUAACUUUAUUUUAGAGUGGUGUGAGCUGUGUCCUUCUUUAAAUUCAGGCAGUAGUCUACUCCCUUGAAUUUUCUGCGAAGGGGAACACUCCCCACAAGCAGCAGCAUGAUUGCUUCCCUCACAUCUGUGUCGAUUUUAAGUGCGUUACAUAAAAUCUGCUCUGGGUCAUGAUGACAGUAGAUAACCUCUUGCUCUUUCUGUCUCUGUUUCUUUCUGUUGAACAGGCGCCCGGCUAUCAGGGGGACACAGCCUCCAUGAAACCUCCUCUGUUUUGGUUGAAACAGUUACUAAGACCUCCAAAGUUGGCGGAGCCUACAGCUCAUCGUCUUCCACCAUCUCAGCAAAACUGGCAUCUGAUGCCAGCAAGGUGGUCUGUCGUGGAGCAGGGCUGUCCAAGGCUUUGGUUGGACAGAAAAACAACUUUACAGUUGACUGCAGCAAAGCAGGUGAGACUAUUAACAGCAUGAAGACACAAAUAUCAAAUUUGCAUAAAAUGCUCCUUAUGAAAUUUAUAUUGAUUUUUGGCCACUAGCAGGCGUCUGAGCAAGCUGCAAACACUGGCACAUUAUCACCUUAUAAAGCUGAUGCGUUAAAAACUUUAACAAGCAUUUCAUUUGAAGUCACAUCUCUGGCUGAUUGGCCAAGACCAGAAUUCACUCUCUUUUUAGUUCUCGUUGGUCUUUGCCAAACCCUGAGGGAAAUAUCUGACUUUUGUAGAAGGCAGUUGCUAAGUUUGUCACUGACGUUUGGUGCCAGGCAGCUGCAUAAAUCUUAUCAAAGCUGUUUUACUGAAAAGAGCUGCCUGCUGAUGCUGAAAACAAAGUCAACAACAGAGAGUAAACCAAAGUUGAAAGACACUAAAACAAAGAGGUAGAGCUUAGUGAACUGCAGAAUUGGGCGAGAAUUCUCUGUGGGCUUGUCUCUUUGAGCGAUGUGUCUUGUAGUACAAUCAUUUAUUCUAUUGGCUGUGUAAAUCGUUGUGAUUGGUGCAGGAUUAAGCCAACACAACCACAUACACACACUUGAGAAAAUGCUGUAUAAUUCAAUUAUUAAAUACCUCUGUUGCUGCUCUUUCCAGGUACCAACAUGUUGAUGGUGGGCGUGCACGGACCUCAUGCUCCCUGCGAGGAUGUGUAUGUCAAACACAUGGGCAACAAGCUCUACAACGUCACCUACACUGUCAAGGACAAGGGCAGCUACACCGUCAUUGUCAAAUGGGGCGACGACAACAUCCCCGGGAGCCCUUACAAAGUUGCUGCUCCUUAAAAUAAACUGGACCAAUGUGCCAGCCCUUCUCCUCCACUGACCUGCCACCCUUGUCUCAUCUUGUCAAUCCAAUUGUCCACUACUUGUCUUCUGGCGCUGCUCUUCAGCUCAUUACAAUAUACUCAAAUCACGCACUAAAACCUACAAGGACAUCUGCUUACAGUUUUCUAGAUGACAGAAUAAUACCUGAUGUGCCAAAGUUUGGUAUUAACUCCAAGAAUUACAUUUUAUCUGAUUCCAUCCACAGUCAGAGUGAUGUGAAGGCAAAAGUAUGGUUUAUGAGUCUUGUUGGUUUAAUGUUUUGCUCGGUCCACAAAAUUUCCCAAAUCUGUUCUUGUGUUGUAAAGGGACGGCAUAAAAUAUGAAUGUUUUCAGAUGCUGGAGCUAUCAGCAGUGUUAAAGCGUGAUACGAAAUGGUUUUGUAUGGUUGAAGAACAAG